Messenger RNA from Cucumis melo (muskmelon), 765 nucleotides. RefSeq lists its product as uncharacterized. Lineage: Eukaryota; Viridiplantae; Streptophyta; Magnoliopsida; Cucurbitales; Cucurbitaceae. The transcript has a single exon. The record is from RefSeq and is a predicted model, not a curated record. Bases 1 to 765 code for a protein of 254 amino acids.
AUGGCCAACCAGUUGUGUACUCCAAACAAACUGAAGCAUAAAUUGCAGCUGAAGAAGUACCUCAAACCUUACACCUGCGAUGGCUGCAAGGAAAUAGGCUUUGGGCCUCGCUACCGAUGCGAGGAGUGUAAUUUUGAUCUUCACAAAGCUUGUAUGUUUCCACAAGACUCGCCAACUUUUCAUGAAUUCUUCCCACAGUCCGCCUUCGAGUUCUUAAAAACCCCACCAAAGGCCUGCCACGACCAAUGCAAAAAGUUUUGCGACGCCUGCACAAAGACAAUCAAUGGCUUUAUGUACCACUGCAAGAGAGACAAAGACGAGCUGGAUCUCCACCCCUGCUGUCGAAACCUCGACAAGAAUUACAAAAUUGAAAACGUGGAGUUCAAUCUCUCCAACAAAGUCGAGGGGGAGUGCAUGUGGUGCAAGAAGGAGACCAUCAAUCCCCAUGUCAAAAGCAAUGGUUGGUCCUACAUAUCUAAGCGCGGGAAGUACCUUGUUCAUGUGGCUUGUGUUACUGAAAUGGCUUUAGAGGAAUGGCACAAGAAUGGAAGAGACUGGAUCAAUGCCAAUAAUGCCAAUCAGGACAUACAACUGGCCCUUGAGAAGGUGACUCUGAAAGCAAUUAAAGCUCGAGGACGUGGGGAAGGCAGCAAAGGGAACAAAUAUUGGAAAGUCAUAAAGGUCUUCAUCAAGACCAUUGUUAGUAUCGUUCUUGGAGAUCCCACUACAGUUCUGGCGUCUCUUUUCGUCGAGCUGAUUGCAUAA